Amphibalanus amphitrite is the source of this 2624-nucleotide messenger RNA. RefSeq names its product ankyrin repeat and LEM domain-containing protein 1-like. Gene Ontology annotation, molecular function: endonuclease activity. The record is from RefSeq and is a predicted model, not a curated record. Lineage: Eukaryota; Metazoa; Arthropoda; Thecostraca; Balanomorpha; Balanidae. Bases 713 to 1828 code for a protein of 371 amino acids. The transcript has 2 exons.
GACUCCACUUUUUCAAGGCCGUCAAUCUCAAAUGUAUUUACACACCUAUUCCUAUCUAUCUUGUGGAUUAUUGCCAAGGCCCUAUAUAGAUUGGCCCUAUAGGAUUAUUGCAAUUCAUUUGCAAUUCAGUGGGAUUCAGUGGGAUUUACCUUUCUUCUGCCAGUGUAUUCACUGGAGGCCAUAAAGAACUCAAGUAAUGAUUGAUUAGGAUUGUAUUUUCCCUCUGAUGGUUCUGGCUCUAAAUCAAAAUAGAAUUGCAUCAUCGGUUAGUUUCAAGUUUGUCUGUCUUGGUCAGGAUAUAGGUUAGUUUCAAGUUUGUCUGUCUUGGUCAGGAUAUAUCUUGAUCUUGAUCUAACGGCAUUGACUUGGGAUAAAGCUUUAAAUUGCGAAGCAUUAUUAUUAUUAUAAUUAUUAAAUCGUUUAUUCCACUAACCACAAUCAUGGGUGGGCGUUACAGUGGAAAAUUGCCAAUUCCAACACGUCUGUUCAUGUGGUAAACAGUGAACUGAACUGUUCAUUAUGAAGAUAGUUGUAAAAUCUAGAUGUUGCAGACGGUUUUCAAUCUAAUAGAAAUUAAGAGCUUCCGUUAAAGCUCCGUUAUCUCUUCUCCUCCGUGUAUCUAUGGUAGAAUAAAAGCUAUCAUAAUAAACUGUGUGUGUACUCAUCCACAUCUUUAUAUUACCACAUUUGAAAGAUAGCAACCCGACCUCUGAUGUUUCGUCGGCCGGCGGAGCGCGGGGAUGCGCCUACAGGACUGGAGGCAGAGCUGUCCUCGCUGGCCCUGUCCGACGGGCCGCUAAAUGUGGCGCGUCUGUACGACAACCUCUCGCUCACCAGCUCCGACUGCUCGUCUGACCAGUCCGACGUCAUCUGGCGGCCCGACGGGCGGGACAGCGCCGCCUCCGACAGCACCGUCACCGGCGGCAGCGGGGACUGGACGCAGCCGUCGCCGCGGGUCGGCCGGUGCGGCGGCUACGGCGGCCAUGAGCUCAGCGCCCUGCCAGAGGACAGCGGGAGGGGCGUCGCUCCGCGCUCUCCGCUCUCCGAUGACGCCGGCAGCGUGGUGUCGCGCUGGUCCGACUUCGUCUCGGACGACGAGGAGUACAUGACAGCUGAGGAGGGCGGCUCGGUCGGCCCGCCGCCGACGGUGGCGCUGCGGCGUCGGCUGUGCGAGCUCGGCGACGACCCGGGCCCGGUGACCAGCAGCACCGUGGAGCUCUACCGCCGCCGACUGGCCCGGCUCGAGGCGCGCACGGCACACUUCUCACCGGAGCUGGAUGCCGCUCUGGCCGGCGCCGCGCCGCCGCCGGCACCGGCACUCGAGGGGGACGCGUUCGGGCCGACUGGCGCUGCUGUCACGCGGCGCUCGUGCUUCAACUACCUGCUGCUGGAUCCGCGCGUCACCGGCCGGCGGCCGGACGGCGCCCAGCUCUCGCUGGCGGCCUUCGCGGCGGCCGUGUUUUACGUGGGCAAGGGCCAGCAGAGCCGGCCGCUGUGCCACCUGCGCGAGGCCGCUGAGGCCGGCCCGGCGGGCAGCGCCAAGGUGGCGCACAUCCGCGCCAUCUGGCGGACCGGCGCCGGCGUGGCGGUACUCAGCGUGUUCCACCACCGUCCCAACGCCGAGGCGCUCACCCGAGAGGCGGCCAUGAUCGACGCGCUGGGUCUGCGAAACCUGACCAACGUGCGGCGCGGCGACUACUACGGCGCGGCCAAGGCGUGGCCGGCCGAGCGGCGGCGCCGGCUGGGUGUGGCGCUGCUGCACCGCGCUUGGCGCAUCUACGGCGCCGAGGGCGAGACCCAGCUGCGGCCCGAGGACCUGGGAAGGUGAGACGGCGGGGCGGAGAGCACACCGCCCUGGAGACGUGAACAACAGUCGUCAGGAACAGUUCGUUACCCAGCCCUACAGUGGACGUGACGAACAGUCGUCUGCUUUAAUACGGCCCGCCGGAAAAGCACACAGCGGUGCUGAGUGAACCGGGCGACAAAGGACCGGCGCACGGUGUGUGCCGUGAUGCCUAAGGAAAUUAUCUCUGUGAUAAUUGACCUGGAAUAGCUUGUCAGUCACACAUAUCAGCUGUCAGGGGACGAGGGUGUAGAGCGGUGAUUCAGCUUCAUAUUUCUGACCCAGCUUUUGCCCGGUUAAUCUACCACUAGCGGUAUUACGGGCAUGACCAUUUGUGGUCAGUGAUCUCGUUGACACAAACCACCGUAAAAUCAGCUUUAUGUGGUGUUGGGACCAGUAAACGUCCCACCUAAGUGUGGAAUUGACAUAAAUGUUAUUAAUUUAUGGCGACCUUUGCUAGUUGUACGCUAGUGGUACACAAAUGUGUCGCAGAUUUUCAUGCAUGCUUUACUUGACACAAUUGAGCCGAGGGGCUCCUAAGCGACUAGUUAGUGGAACGUAUUAGCGCAUUUUGGUUGACCCGUGCAUUUCAUAUCAGCCGCAAUUCAAAUCUCGUGAAUCGGCGGUAUCCUUUGCUGCGAGCUUAUUUCGCAUUUGCCAGCGCCAAUGUGUCGCAUCUGCCGUCCAUGCCGUGGCGAGCCAGCAGUGCGCCGUGUGUGCUGUUGUGUUUUGUAAUCGCGUACAUCUUCGCUUGCACAACCAAUAAAUGUGCCUUAUCCGA